AUAUGUUUUUUGUUGAUCGAGCUGGUUUCCCUCAUUUCACUCGUCAAGCCCUCUUCACGAACUUGUACAAUCGUUUGUAAGCAUUCGUUUAAAUGCCUCCUACAUACUUGCCGCUUCGUUGGGAGAGUACUGGAGACCAAUGGUGGUAUGCUUCACCAAUUGAUUGGGCAGCUGCAAAUGGUCACUAUGAUUUGGUGCGUGAGCUUCUUCGCUUAGAUGGAAAUCACCUUAUCAAGCUCACUUCACUACGUAGGAUCAGACGGCUCGAGUCUGUUUGGGAUGAUGAAGAGCAAUUUGAUGAUGUUGCUAGAUGUCGGUUACAGGUUGCAAGGAAGCUUCACCUUGAAUGUGAGACCAAGAAAGGGAAAAAUUCCCUACUUACAGCUGGCUAUGGUGGAUGGCUACUAUAUACUGCUGCCUCUGCUGGAGACCUGGAUUUUGUUCGAGAAUUGCUCGAAAAAGACCCCCUUUUGGUCUUUGGAGAAGGGGAGUAUGGUGUCACUGACAUAUUAUAUGCUGCUGCUAGGAGUAAAAACUGCGACGUGUUUAAGGUUUUGUUUGAUUUUGCUAUGUCUCCAAGGUUUAUAGCGCGUGGUGGCAGAGGUUUAGAGGAACAGAUUGGGGAGAUUCCAUCUGCUUAUAAAUGGGAGAUGAUGAAUAGAGCUAUUCAUGCAGCUGCUAGAGGAGGCAAUCUUAUGAUACUGAAGGAGCUUCUUGUUGACUGCUCUGAUGAUAUAUUGGCUUACAGAGACAUUCAGGGUGCAACUCUCUUACAUACGGCUGCUGGCAAAGGCCAGGUCGAGGUUGUUAAAUAUCUUUUAAAAAGUUCGGAUAUUAUCGACUCCAUAGACAACCAAGGCAACACUGCACUACAUGUGGCUGCUUGUAGGGGCCAAUUAGCUGUUGUUGAAGCUCUCAUUGUUUCUUCACCUUUGUUGAUCCAUUCAAAAAACAAUGCUGGAGAAACAUUUCUUCAUGUUGCCAUUAGUGGUUUCCAAACGCCUUAUUUCCGCAGAUUGGACCAUCAAAUCGAUCUCAUGAAGCAAUUAGUUUGUGGAAAAAUUCCCAAUGUUGAAGAGAUUGUUAAUGCUGAAAACAAUGACGGUAGAACUGCUCUUCAUUUGGCUGUCAUUGGAAAUAUUCAUUCUGAACUUGUGGAGUUACUUAUGACUGUCCGAUAUAUUAAUGUCAAUACUCGUGAUAAGGAUGGAAUGACACCACUUGAUAUCCUGAAGCAACGGCCACGUUCUGCUUCAUCAGAGCUACUUACAAAGCAGUUGAUAUCUGCAGGGGGGAUUUUCAGUCAUCACGAUUAUUCUGCAAGAAGAGUUGUUGCAUCCCAUUUAAAGAUGCAAAAUAUAAAUAGCAGUCCUGGAACUUCUUUUAGAAUCUCGGACACUGAAAUAUUCUUAUAUACGGGCAUUGAACAUGCAUCAGAUGGCAGUAGAAAUGCUGAGCUGAGUCAUCCCUGCACGAGUCCUGAUACCUUUUGUUCUACAAAUGGUAAGAAACCUGGUUCCGCAAAUGAUGCAGCACAAAAACUGAAACGCUUCUUCCAUUGGCCAAAAAUUAAGAAAAGAGAUAGUAAGAGAGUCAAGAUAUUGGUGGAUCAAAGUUCUGCUAGUAAUUCAGAUGUGGCACCAGUUACUCUACGAGAAAGGUACUCAAAGCCCUCAUCACUUCCGAACCACAAAAGGACUCUCUCUGCUAGUAGUAACCUUCCAAGUCCGACAGCAAAGAAGAAAUUUGCUUCAGGACUAGUAAACGGUGUCAUGCAGGCCAUACCACAUCUUAGCCUCCCUCGUAGAUCAUCUCGUGCAAGUUCAUUCUCAAUUUCAUCACUGUCUUCACGCAGUUCUAUGGACAAACAAAAAGCAAUUGUAACUGACACUGAGCUUGCUGGACCUUCUUGUUCUCAUCAAUCAGAGGGUGCACCAUCAGACUCGAUACACAAACAAAGCGCAGGACAUAAAAGGUUGGUGAACCAAUAUUUGUGUUUUGGUGCUUCAGGACGACCUGUCAAGGCUCCUUCAACCGGUAUGCAGCCAUAUGACAUCAAUGAGCGGUCUGUCCUAUCCGCAGCUUGACAAUGCUGGUUCUAAAAGGUGAAAAGAAGUACAUGUGAUGGCCUAUAUGCAUGGACUUCACAACAGUUUGCAGGGGAGUGAGCUCUUUUCCUGAUAAUUUUCAUGGUCGACGUGUCCGCAUGAGCUACUAACAUAUGAAAUAUUUCUCUGAAUUAGUCCUUUUUAUUGGAGAAGAAAAUGUAAAUAUGUUUGUAGCUGUAACAAAAUGACUUUGUUUCUGUACCUACUUGAGCAGUUGGAUGUAAUAAGAAACUUCCUCUUCAGCUGCUUGAACAAAUUU
Molecule: messenger RNA, 2367 nt
Organism: Solanum verrucosum
Lineage: Eukaryota; Viridiplantae; Streptophyta; Magnoliopsida; Solanales; Solanaceae
Exons: 2
Coding region: 93-2087 (664 amino acids)
Molecular function (GO): protein binding
Source: RefSeq, a predicted model, not a curated record